This is a messenger RNA of Onychomys torridus (southern grasshopper mouse), 3137 nucleotides long. RefSeq names its product syndecan 1 (gene Sdc1). Gene Ontology annotation, cellular component: cell surface; membrane. The record is from RefSeq and is a predicted model, not a curated record. NCBI's taxonomy places the organism in Eukaryota, Metazoa, Chordata, Mammalia, Rodentia, Cricetidae. Gene Ontology annotation, biological process: cell migration. The coding region runs from base 303 to 1247 and encodes 314 amino acids. The transcript is spliced from 5 exons.
UGGGGGUGGGCGGCUAGUUUUUGCAACGGCUAAGAGCCUGUAGGUUUAUUAUAAGGCGGAGCUCGGCGGGAGAGGUGCGGGCCAAAGCAGACGGAGCUUAGCGCAAAGGAAGGAAUCUGGCAGUCCGGAGCUGACUCGAGCCGGCGGAACCUGCAGCCCUCGCUCAGGACAGCAGCGCGCUGGGCAGGCGCCCGGGACAGCAGCAAAGCGCAGCGCAAUCAGCAGAGCCGGCCCGCAGCUCCGCGCACCCCGCAACUCCGACCCGCGCAGCCCGCCGAGCUCCGGCCGCCGGUCUGGGCAGCAUGAGGCGCGCGGCGCUCUGGCUCUGGCUCUGCGCGCUGGCGCUGCGCCUGCAGCCUGUCCUCCCGCAAAUUGUGACCGUAAACGUGCCUCCUGAAGACCAGGAUGGCUCCGGGGAUGACUCUGACAACUUCUCUGGCUCAGGCACAGGUGCCUUGCCAGACAUCACUUUGUCACGGCAGACUUCUUCCACUUGGAAGGACGUGUGGCUCCUGACAACCACACCCACCGCUCCAGAGCCCACCAGCAGGGACCCCGAGGCUGCCUCCACCGCCGUCCUGCCGGCUGGAGAGAAGCCUGAGGCGGGAGAGCCGGUGCUUGUCGCAGAAGUGGACACUACUAGCUUCACCGCUCGGGACACGGAAGUGGAGGUCACUACCAGGCCCAGGGAGACCACACAGCUCCUCAUCACUCAACGGGCCUCAACAGCCAGAGCCACCACAGCCCAGGCACCUGUCACAUCUCUUCAUCCCCACAGAGAUGUGCAGCCUGGCCUCCAGGAGACCUUGGCUCCCACAGCACCUGGCCAGCCUGACCAUCCCCCUCCAAGCGUGGCGGAUGGAGGUACUUCUGUUAUCAAAGAGGUGGCCGAGGAUGGAGCUACCAAUCAACUUCCUACAGGGGAGGGCUCCGGAGAGCCGGAUUUCACCUUUGAAGCACCUGGGGAGAACACAGCUGUGGCCGCCAUAGAGCCUGACCAGCGGAAUCAGGCCCCAGUGGAUGAAGGAGCGACAGGUGCCUCUCAGGGCCUUUUGGACAGGAAGGAAGUGCUGGGAGGUGUCAUUGCUGGAGGCCUGGUGGGACUCAUCUUUGCUGUGUGCCUGGUGGGUUUCAUGCUGUACCGGAUGAAGAAGAAGGACGAGGGUAGCUAUUCCUUGGAGGAGCCCAAACAAGCCAAUGGCGGUGCCUACCAGAAACCCACCAAGCAGGAGGAGUUCUAUGCCUGAUGGAGGAAGGAUUCUUCCCCCACACCCCUCACCCCUGCCACUCACCAGGCUCCCACUCGUUUCUUCUGUGAAAAACUUCAGGCCCUGGCCUCCCCACCACGGUGUCGCCUCCUCAGCACCCAGACCCUUCCAGCUAUUCCUGCCCGAGCAGUCCCAGGGUGUGCUGGAAAUUCACUCUACUUCUUUGACAUCUGCCUAGAAGCUUGGGCGCAAAGGAUUUCUUGCCUCUGACCUUCCUACCACAGCCACACCCGACGUCCACUCUUCCGACUUGGUUUCUCCAAAGGGGAGGAGACCCAGCUCUGGAGAGAAAGAGGAACCCGACUGCUUUGGACCUAGAUGGCCCAUUAUGGCUGGACGAUACGGGGUGGGGGGACAAGGGAGGGGCCUCGGCUGCCAUGCCAUAGCACUUACCCGUAGAGACCGCUUACCCACGGUUGGCCAUGCUGUGGUAGGGGAUGGAGGCCAGGGCUCCUUGGAAUUCACUUCACAUUGUGGGGAAGUCUACCUUAGAUAUCAACUUGUUUUUGCACAUGUUUUCCUCUAGUUUUUCUGUUCAGAGCCCCAGUCGGCUUUACUUUCUGGGGUCAGGAAGUCAGUUGACUGGUGUCCCCCAUCUUGCUUCCCUCAUCUACAUUCAAGAGACAGCAUCAGGGUCAUUAAGACUUUUUUUUUUUGUUGUUUUUAUUUUUAAUUAACCUAGAAGAACCAAAUCCGGAUGCCAAAAUGUAGGCUUAGUUUGUGUGUUGUCUCUCUCUAAGUUUGUCGAUAGCUCAUGCGUGCAACAGGGUAUGGACUAUCUGUGUGGUGCCCCAUUUUCUGGUGGUCCGUAAGUAGGCUGGCUAGUCCAGGAUGCCAUGGGGUAGCCACCUCUUGACCAGUCAUGCCUGUGUGUCUGAACUCAGGGCCAUGGCCGUGGCCUGGGCCACUGCGACAUUGGAAGAGCCUGGGUGAGAACUCCUAGAGCAACCGGCUAGGGACGGAGGAGGGGAGAAGACUGUGGGGUGGGGGAAGGGCUGGCAAGGGUGCCCAAGACUCUCCCACCUUUUGGUACCAUCUCUGGUCACCUUUCUCCUGGAAGUUGAUAAGACACAUCUUGAGUACGGCUGGCACACUGGCUCCUCCAUCGAGAACCAAGUUGACCUUCAGCUCCUGCGGCCCUGCCCCAGGCUGGAGUCAGAAAUGCUUCCCAAAGAGUGAGAGUCUUUUGCUCUUGGCAAAACGCUACUUAAUCCAAUGGGUUCUGUACAGUAGAUUUUUGCAGAUGUAAUAAACUUUAAUAUAAAGGAGUCCUAUGAACUCUAUUGCUUUUUUUGCUUCUUCUCUGGGCUGGUGGUGUAGAUGUAGCCAGCCUUUUCUCAAACCCUGGGAGCUCGGGGAGCUCGGCUCAAGGCUAUGUGCCUCCAUUUCUUCGAGGGGUAGGAUCCUGGGUCCAGGAUUCCUCUUAAUUUUUUGUUUGUUUUUGUUUUCUUUUGGGCCAAACUUCUUUUGGAAGUUGGUAGGUUCAGCCAAGGUUUUCCGGGGCCCAAUGUCUGCUCUUCUAAAUGGUUUAAGUAGCUGGGACUCGAGUGUAACUUGACCUGGGGUCACUAGAGUCACGCUUGGUUUGCAGAGUAGACACCUGGGGACAGCCUUCUUCCCACAUGUUUGCUGAGACACUUUUCGAGGACGCCGUGCUUAUUUACCUCAACGAUGUUCCAGCUGCUGGCGAGGCUGCUUGGUGGCUCAGCUAGACAAAAGACCGGGGGCCCUGUGUUUCAUCUCGGAACCUAUUGCCAGAACGUAAUGCCUGGAUAUGAUGGGGGGUGGGAGGUGGGGUCAGAUCUGAGACAGCACUCAGCUGAGAGCUUGUGAGACAGUGGUCAAGCUGGGCCCGUUCAUGUAAUUGCA